Molecule: messenger RNA, 1190 nt
Organism: Cutaneotrichosporon oleaginosum
Lineage: Eukaryota; Fungi; Basidiomycota; Tremellomycetes; Trichosporonales; Trichosporonaceae
Cellular component (GO): cytoplasm
Source: RefSeq, a predicted model, not a curated record
CUUCGUUGUACUCUCUCAUCUACUAAAGACAAAAGAUGCCCGUGCCGACAUCCACCACUCCCCCGCCAUUAUUCCCUCCGCUGACGCGCGCCGAAGUCGACGCAGCCCGCACAAGCGCAUGGUACGACGUCUUCGAGGACCUCACGACACCCGCGACGAUCAUCUCGGUCGACGCCCUAGGGGAGCGCGCCGCCUUUCUCGAGUGGAUCGAGUCCGACUCCAUCUUCAUCCCCGAAGACGCGGGGGCGGAGCCGAGCCACGCCGACGCGCCGAAAUACCACCUCCCAGCGCUGAACGCGGCGAUGCGCGCCGCGAUCGCAAAGUACGGCGCAGUCUUCCCAAAGCUGAACUGGACAAGUCCGCGGGACGCGGCGUUCAUCCUCCCGCAAGGCCAUGGGCCGCUGCACUCGACGUCGCCGCGCGACAUCUACCUCCUCCUCAAGUCCUCCGAUUUCGUACAACACGACCUGGAUCCGGCGCGCGCAUACGAAGGUGUGGCCCCAGCCGACGUGCCGGCGGAAGUAUCUAUCGAGCUCGUCCUCAAGCGCUUCACGGAGAUGAACCCGAGCCAGGAAGUGCGCUGUUUCGUGCGCGACGACAUCCUCCUCGGCAUCUCGCAGCGCGACACAAACUUCUACGAGCACUACCAAGGCGAGGCGGAGCAGGCCGCGCUCGUGGCGCGCGUGCGCGAGUUCUACGAGGACGAGGUCCGCGAGAACUACGCGGGCGGCCCGAACUAUGUCUUGGACUUGUAUCUCGCCGACAGCGGCAGGAUCACCAUCACCGACUUCCAGCCGUACCGCGGCAGCACGGAUGCGUUGCUCUUCUCGUAUGGCGAGCUCGCGGGGCUGUUGGCGGGCGCGCGCGCCGCGCCGUCGGAUGCCGAGGGAGACGCCCGCCUCCCCGUCCUCCGCGUGAUUGACUCGCGGGCUCACCCCGCGGCCAACACCGGCCCAGCGUUCGGCGCUAACAUGCUCCCUGUUGAGGCGGUGCAGAUGAGCCAGGGGCAGACGGCGAGUGACUUCGCCGCGGCGUGGCAGGAGGCAAUGGCACACGGCAUGGGGCGGCGCAUGGACGAGAUGUCAGACGACGACGACGUCGACAAGAUGGACUGAAUAGAGCAUAGAGCAUGACAUUUGCACGAGUAGCACUAGGUAUGUAAUAUUCACAAGCGAUCCAAGUGAUCAUGG